GAGUUGUGGCCGCGGACGGUGCGGUCCGGUCGGGGCGGCGGCGGCGGGAGCGGGAGCGGGAGUGGGAACGCGAGCGGCGGGACGGGACGAUGAGCGACAGCGGGGAGCAGAACUACGGCGAGCGGGUUAAUGUUGAAGAAGGAAAAUGCGGAAGUCGCCAUUUGACAAGUUUUAUAAAUGAGAAUUAUUUGAAGCUCAGGAAUAAGUGAAGCUGAAAUUUGAAAAAAAAGAAAGUGAAUGCAUGCUAAUUAUCAGACCAGAAGUCCCACUUGUAGAAUAUUGAGCAAUUUGUGUGAAGUGGGGAAGAUGAAAGAAGUCAGAAUUUGAAACGGAAGAAUGAAGAAAAGGAAUAAAAAUGAAGUUAAGAUAAGAAGUAAUCUGGAAUCUGAAAGCACUACGCUAAGUAAUUACUAGUCUGUUUAUGUGUCCCUGUAUAUUUUGCUAAACAUGCAUGCAUUAUCUGUUUAAUAGCAAAAGUACAUGCAGGGUAAAGAAGUGUCUACCAGGGAAAAAAAAAAAAAAAAAAAAACCACCUUAACAAUCUAGGCAGUGCUAAUCCAACUGCCCGGACACGUAGCAAUGAAUAUUUCCAUUGAUUUCACUGGAGCUUGUUUGCAGCCCUGAGGUAAACGAGGAAUUGUGUCCAAAUUAGGCUUUCAAUAUCUGCGUGCAGGAAUCCCGCUCUGCUUCCAGAAGCGGAAGUGCUCAUGGGUCUGGCAAGUCGGGGAGACACACCCCUGCAAGAUCUCGCUCUAAGGAGGAUUCCAGGCGCUCCAGGUCAAAAUCUAGAUCCAGGUCUGAAUCCAGAUCUAGAUCGAGGAGGAGUUCCCGCAGACACUACACGCGGUCCCGCUCCCGGUCGCGCUCCCACAGGAGAUCCAGGAGCCGGUCGUACAGUCGGGACUAUCGGCGCCGGCACAGCCACAGCCACUCCCCCAUGUCGACUCGGAGGCGUCACAUUGGAAACAGGGCAAAUCCUGACCCAAACUGUUGUCUCGGGGUGUUUGGGCUGAGCCUCUACACCACAGAAAGGGAUCUGAGAGAAGUGUUCUCCAAGUACGGGCCCAUUGCCGAUGUUUCCAUCGUGUACGAUCAGCAGUCCCGGCGCUCCAGGGGAUUUGCCUUCGUGUACUUCGAGAACGUGGAGGAUGCCAAGGAAGCAAAGGAACGUGCCAAUGGAAUGGAGCUGGAUGGAAGAAGGAUCCGGGUAGACUUCUCCAUAACAAAAAGACCUCACACACCCACCCCUGGAAUCUACAUGGGAAGACCCACUUAUGGCAGCUCCCGACGACGAGAUUACUACGACAGAGGGUACGACCGAGGGUACGACGACAGGGACUAUUACAGCAGGUCAUACAGAGGAGGAGGCGGCGGUGGAGGAGGAGGCUGGAGAGCUGUUCAGGACAGGGAUCAGUUUUACAGGAGGAGGUCACCGUCCCCAUACUACAGCCGAGGGGGCUACAGAUCCCGGUCCAGAUCCCGAUCCUACUCACCUCGUCGCUAUUAAAGCAUGACACGGAAUUUCUAGCUACAGCCUUUGAGUUGAAAUUGCAAGUUUGUGGACAAUAUUUUUUUAUUGUCUCCUCUGUUUAACCAAGUGACAGUGCCUAGUGAAUUAGGUGACUUUGACACCUUUUAUGAGGAUGACUUCUGUGGUGUUCAGUGCUGUUUCAUCCUGCGUAUUUGUGUAGUUGGUGCUUUGUUUUCAGUUGUGUUUUGGAAGGAGUAUGUUUUGCAUGUAUUUUUUUAGUCUCCAUUUUGACUCCUGAAGGGUUUCUAUUGUAAAGACAAAAACUGUGCAGUUAGGUUUUUCUACUGAUUCCAAGUUACUCCCAAGAUCCAAACCUGUGUAAAAUGCUUUCCGAAAGUGACAAAUAAAACAAAAACAAGUUUGUUUUUUU
Messenger RNA from Chiroxiphia lanceolata (lance-tailed manakin), 1901 nucleotides. RefSeq names its product transformer 2 beta homolog (gene TRA2B). The transcript has 9 exons. The coding region runs from base 938 to 1507 and encodes 189 amino acids. The record is from RefSeq and is a predicted model, not a curated record. Gene Ontology annotation, biological process: positive regulation of mRNA splicing, via spliceosome. Lineage: Eukaryota; Metazoa; Chordata; Aves; Passeriformes; Pipridae. Gene Ontology annotation, cellular component: spliceosomal complex. Gene Ontology annotation, molecular function: RNA binding.